This is a messenger RNA of Lottia gigantea (owl limpet), 858 nucleotides long. RefSeq lists its product as hypothetical. Gene Ontology annotation, biological process: DNA replication. Bases 1 to 858 code for a protein of 285 amino acids. The transcript has a single exon. Lineage: Eukaryota; Metazoa; Mollusca; Gastropoda; Lottiidae. The record is from RefSeq and is a predicted model, not a curated record. Gene Ontology annotation, molecular function: nucleotide binding; DNA binding; DNA-directed DNA polymerase activity.
AUGGCAUUUGAUGCUAACGGUUUAUACGCUUCAGCAAUGUCGGAUUUAGACAGUGAAUAUCUGAGAGCGGAAAGUGGAAGACCGUUUCUACCAGAAGAAGAAAAAGAAUUUGUAAAACUCUUCAAUAAACAAAAAUUCAGACCUAGAACAGCUAUUUUAACAGUGUGGUUUCCCAAAAACAUGUUCUUCCAACCGAUACCAGCUAAAGAUAAAAUCACUUUCACGAAUAAAGAAGGUAAAAGGGAAACUGGUAACAAAAUCAGGUUCAGAAAUGGUUUCUGUCACGACGUUUUAACAUCGGUCGAUAUUCAAGAAAUAGUGAAAGCCAGUGGAAGAAUUAUUAGAAUAUUAGAUGGUAUAGUAUACGAAGAAAAUUUUAAAACUCCACCCUAUAGAGAUUAUAUUUUAAUUUUGAGAGAUCUAAGAAAUAAAUAUAAACGAGAAGGUAAUAUCGUGGGUAAUAAUUGCAUGAAAUUAUUAGGUAAUUCCUUGUAUGGUAAAUCAAUUCAAAAAGAUAUAUUCACAACUAGACAUUUAUGGAAUGAAGCAACUUUACAGGCUAACUUUGAUUCACAUAUUAAAACCUAUGAGAAAAGUAAUGAUACUCAAUAUAUUGUUGAAACAGAAAUUGAAGAAAAAGAGAUUACUACCGAAGAUAGUAAAUCUACACUACUAACACCUAGUCAUUUGGGAUCAUUCGUUUUAUCUCACAGUAAAAAAAUAAUGAACAAUUUCAUUCACGUUAUAAACCCGAAAUAUGCUAUACCGACACCGAUAGUUUGUACAUUUUGUACAGAGCUGGUUUGGUCUCCGAUAAAGACUAUUGCAAAGGUAAAAACGAUUACGGUGACGGUGUAA